AAGCCACCGCAAGAACCAGUAGAAAUAGAAGGGGAGAAACGUGCAUCAGUCGGGAAACCAGCUGGUUGUCAUACUACGGGGUCGUUGAGAACGGAUGCUGAAGUCGAGCAGCUACAAAGGCGGCACCUGAGCGAGCAGCAACAGCUACAACUGGAGCAACUGGACCAGCUCAAAGCCUUCAAAGAGCAGCUACUGCGUGACCUCUUUACACAACUGUCUCCUCAACAAAGACCACGACCUCCUCCGAUACAGUCUUUCCCGCCCAGCCUCUCCCUGCCCAAUAGACCCCAGUUACAUCUCUCUGCCACUCACCUCUGUGGAGACUUUCCUCCCUCGGUUCCAGGCAACCCCAGUUCUACACCAGGUGGCCGUGGUGACAUUACACCACUCCCUCCAGUUUCGACACUCAAUCGUACUCCAGCACCAUCUCCAGUCUCACGUCACACACCAGACAAGACCCCUACCAGACAGUUUCCUUCGGUCCAUUCUCUACUGCCCACCUCACCACACAAGUUUUCUCCCAGCUGUGAGGCGGCAAAGACUUCACCCCCACACUCCCUCCCCAACUCCCCCACCCCGCCCUCUUGGUCCCUGGAAAACUCUCUUGAAACGCCUGUCCCACGCUGCAGUGAACGGAAUCCAACACAACAACUUCGUUUCUCUCCAUUCUCGCCACAAGGACCAGUACGGGAUGAACACCAACCGAACUCCUCCCAAGAAACUCGCUCCUUCAAUCAAACCCAAUUCCCAGUUUGUCCUGUACCUCGCCGGGCAUGGGUGAACGGAGGUGUUGCUACACCACCCAAUCACACUAGAGCAGAGCUCUUUCAGAAACACGCUAGGCAAUUUGAAGACCUCAAGUCCUAUUAUAAUUCGCAGAUGGUCCAGCUUCAAUCAGCCAACGACCAGCACGAAAACAACGCUACGCCAAUGCAACCACUGAUCAUGAUUCCCUCUUCAGAAGAUCCAGUGUAUGUGGAUGCUGCUGUUGGGAGGAGGAGCCUAGAAGUUCACUCACACCCCAGUCCUCCCUCUCCUGUACCACCAGGAGUUGCCUCACCACAGACCCAGCUCCAGAAGGGAGCCUUCGCCAGACUGGCAGCCGACAAUGAACAACUGAUGGCCAAGUGUGCGGAUAUGGAGUCGACAUUACACCAGUGCAACAUGGUAAACAGAGCCCUCGAGAAACAGUUGGAUAAGCAGAAAGAGUACUGGUUGGAGUGGCAGGCCCAGGACGAGAUGUACACCCACACCAUCAGUGUCCUACAGGACAAGCUGGGUGCCUGCAGGACGCAGUUGAAGCAGCAGGACGGCAUGGUGGAGCAACUCCAGGCGGACCUUCAGGUGUCUGUCGGAGAGAUUCAGUUCUGGAAGGAACAGCAGGUGCAAGAGGCUGGGAAAUUGAAGAAGCUGUGUGUGGAGUUUGAAGAGCUGCAGACAAAGAACGAGAGACUGGAAUCGUCGCAGGCUUCUCUCAGGGAGGAGCUGAUGUCCGCUCGCAGGGAACUCGGGAGGACGGAGGCUGCCGCUAAAGCCAGCGCCGCCGAGGAAAAAGAACUGAAGAGUACAAUUCAGAAGCUGGAGGACAAGAUUCGUCACUUGGAACACGUCAACAAUCGCCUGCACGGCCAGGCAACCCACUACUCUCUGGGGUCUUCAUGUCCGAACACCCCGGAUGACGACAAGUUGUGGCGGCGUCCUCGCUCUGCAGUGAACACUCCAUCGUCGUCACACCCUCCCCAAACUCCCACCUCUCCCCUCUCCACCCCUCCACUACCUCUGAGACAUCCCCACACCUCCGCAUCUCCCCACACUCCCCCCUCGUCCACCCACCACCAAGCCCCACACCCCUCCGAUUCCUCAAAAUCGUCUCCACUAAACAGACGAAAGUGGCUCCAACCCAGCGACCCAGGUCUGAUACUGGGCACCCCAUCUCCCUCCCUCCCUCACUCCCCUCCUCCCCAUUCUCACCACCAUGGAAGCCACACCCACUACCAGUCUGAUAUUACGUCAUCGCCUCUGCUCCAGUCCACCGGACAGUCAAUUUCACGGCAGUUGUCUGACAGUGGCAGCAGUAACGAAGGGGAGGACCCUGCUUCGUUAACCAAACAGGGCUACAUCAACAGCAGCAGUAAGAACGGUGGACAAUCGUCCAGGGAGAGAGGCGGUGAAUAUUCUCUGGUGGCAUCCACUCUAUCAGCAAUUCAGAGAGGGAAGAUCAGGACAGACGCGUCAACCGGUGGGAAGUCAAGAAAAGAUGAUGAAAAAGAGAGUGUGGAGGAGAGAGUUAGGCGCAGUCUUCGCGUGGUGGCCACGGCAGAAGAGAAACUGGAGCAGUUACGCAGAGAGAAAGAAAGCUUGGAGUCACAGUUGCAGAGGACUCCGAGACAUGGAAGUCGUGUCACUAGACACAGCAAACAGGCCCAGCUGGAAAUGGAGGAGAGGCUGGAGGUGGUGCUGAAAGAGAUUGGCUCCGUGAAGAUGACCCUUCGCAGCCACCACGCCUUCCACAAAUGACUCACUAUAAUUAUAUUCCACUCACUUUAUUAUUAUUAUUAUCGUGUGCAACAAAGUUUCGGUAUAUAUAACGAAUGGACAGAAGAGUUAGAGUAUUUUGAAUGUUUUAGAUGGCUAGAGGGUUGGCGUGUAUUGUGAUUCUCCUGAGGCGGAUCUCGGUCAGAGGUCUGAAGUUUUUCUCGUGUACCGGCACCUUCUCCAAGUCGUCCAGCGUCUCCCAUCCAUCUAUUACCCUGUGUUGGCGUACAUACAAAACAACUGCAGACCCACUGCAUUGAGGUUGUGGGUGACUCACUUGCCAAACAUUGUGUAUUUCAUGUCCAGAUGUGGCUGCUUGGAGUACGUGAUGAAAAAUUGGGAGCCGUUUGUGUCUGGUCCUUGGUUUGCCAUCGAAACCACACCCCUCUUGUUAUGCUACAUGAAAUACGGCACAGAUAAUGCCAGGUAGCUGUAUACUGGAGAGAAGUGAUGCAAAC
Molecule: messenger RNA, 2993 nt
Organism: Geodia barretti
Lineage: Eukaryota; Metazoa; Porifera; Demospongiae; Tetractinellida; Geodiidae
Source: the annotation of a GenBank genome assembly